This is a messenger RNA of Protopolystoma xenopodis, 402 nucleotides long. The record is from the annotation of a GenBank genome assembly. Lineage: Eukaryota; Metazoa; Platyhelminthes; Monogenea; Polystomatidea; Polystomatidae.
AUGUCAGAAUUUGUGCCCUUUCCUGGUAGGAUUCUUUACCCCUCCAGAGAAUUAGCUCGAAUGCGUCUUGAUCUUAUUUCCCGUGUAAAUAAUUUAGCAAUGCGGGACAGACGUAUUAAGCGUCUUAUCGAUAUCCAUAGUCGCUUUCCGCCCAAUGUAAAACUUCUCAACGAACAGCUUUUCACUCUUUUAGAUGAGGAGUUGUUAAAUAAUGCUAGAGAAUAUCAGGGAUUGAAUCAGUCCUCAACAGAAUCCACUCCUGGUGUAUAUCAAAAAAGGAAGUCACAUGAUGCUGAAUCAGACCUUAACAAUAAGCGGAGAAAGAUAGGAGCUUUGGCUGAAAGUGCCUAUUUCUCAAUGAAUCACAGCAGUAUGGCAUACUUUAUAUGUAUCUAUGUAUAA